AUGUCGCAACAAGGCCGCCUGGACCUCUCCCAGAUUCCAAUCGAGGUUCUACUCGAUAACAUUCUACCUCUCAUACCAGUACCAGACUUGCUUAAUCUGGCCCGUUGUAGCAAGGUGGAUGGACUUCAACUUUUCAGGGAAGGAUACGGCCCGUACAAUGACAAGACCAACGGACGACUGGGACUUCCAAACGUUCCUAAAUCAGUGAUACGAGACGGAGUUCCAUAUCCAACACAGAUCCCGUUUUCUGCACGUAUUGUCAGCUUGGUUGCGGGAGGCAUGUCAUUUCAUGCUCUCGACUCUGAGGGUAAUGUUUAUGUUUGGGGCAGUCUUAAUGGGGCGCCGGGGACGGCACAUGCAUCUGACAGUCAUGGAUUUUCGAGUAGCUGGAAAUCAGCAAGGAUACCUCAUCGUCUGAGGCUACCAUCACCCAUCCGCAGUAUCAGUUGUGGACGCCUGCAUUCGUCAUUUCUGGAUCGCACAAACAAGAUUUGGACAUGUACAAAUUGGGGCCGACCCUUCUGGUUAUCAUCUCCCAUUCUGACGGAUCCUGAUUACGCUCCGAAACAGGUUGAAUGUGGAUGGAUGUUCUCUUCUCUUCUGACGAAAUCAGGUGCUGUCUUUGUCUGGUGGCCGUUCUCAGGUUCAAUGGGAGAAGCCAUCCAACAGAAAAUGGAGGAGAUGAAUUCCGAAGGCGACAAAAAAGCUUAUGCCACUGAGGAUAAUCUAAUUCCGUGCAUUCCAUGGGGUGUGGACAUAAUGCCCACCCGCUUGCCACCUAUACCCACAUUACCCGAGCUAGCGAACACUACCAACACAAACACAAUGACGGAGCUCAUCCAGAUUGCCGCUUUUGACAACCACAUUGUCGGAUUGACAAACUAUGGACAUGUUCUGAAAUAUGGUUCACUGCACGACGAAAGCGGCGUUCCAUUCGGGCGCUGGGAAUAUCUCCCGCAAUUCAGCGAAGUCGACUCUCUUAAAAUACAUACAACUUUCUCAGGAAGAACCACUGAUUCCGCGAAGCUCGAGGCUCCUCAUACAAUUCAAAUCACCCAUUUAUCUGCCAACUUCCUUCAUUUCGUUGCCUAUUCCACUGGAUCUUCAUCUAUUGUUCUUGUCGGGGACACCGAUACAAAACCAGACACACCGCCAAAAAUAAUUCCGGAGUUGCAGAACAAAUCGAUCAUCUCUGUAGUCAUUGGUGACUAUCAUAAUGCCGCUUUAACGGCUAACGGUAAAUUGUUAACUUGGGGAUCAUAUUCGAAUGGUGCGUUGGGUUUGGGAGACCCACUCAAACUCGAACUCGGCACACCUGGGGCGUUCGCGAACAGAGAGGAACUCGAAUUAGCGAAGGCGAGAAGAUUCGGACAAAGAGUACCACCUGUAGUAAAUACACCAACCGAGGUCAGGUUCGACCAUAACAGUAAAAAGCCCAGAGAACGAUUCUGCUUUGCCGCAACGGCCGCCGGAUGGCAUACAGGUGCUCUGGUAAUAGAUCUUGAGUCGGGGGAUGACGAAGCGGAGGAGGAACAAAUGCGACACGAUUCUGCGGAAGCGCCGAGUCCGAGUGCGUCAGCUAGACGGCAGUGGGAGACACCUCCCAUCCUACCUCUCUCAGGAAUUUUCCGCAUCGGACACGCUGGACGCGGUAACUUUGGGGGCGGGUUGGGUGGAAUACAUCCUCGAGGCCGUAACGAUGGGGAUACUUCAUAA
This is a messenger RNA of Psilocybe cubensis, 1716 nucleotides long. RefSeq lists its product as uncharacterized. Gene Ontology annotation, molecular function: guanyl-nucleotide exchange factor activity. The record is from RefSeq and is a predicted model, not a curated record. Gene Ontology annotation, cellular component: cytoplasm. Bases 1 to 1716 code for a protein of 571 amino acids. Lineage: Eukaryota; Fungi; Basidiomycota; Agaricomycetes; Agaricales; Agrocybaceae. The transcript is spliced from 9 exons.